UUUUUCAAAUUUCACUGAGUUCAAUGUCAGGACCUUGUUUCAUCCAAACAUCAGUUGACGCCUACAUAUAAACAGAGAAAUAUACAACUCUUCCGAGAAACAUAAUAUACCAGCUAAGAUGGAGGAUAUUUCGCACGAGGAACGAGUCCUGAUCCUUGACACCUUCCGCAUUUUGGACAAGGACAACGAGGGCGCCAUAACUUCUAAAGAGAUGGCGGUGGUGAUUCGCGCCCUGGGUCGCCAGCCCAACGACGCCGAGGUUCAGUCCAUGAUCAAUGAGGUGGAUUCGGAGGGAAACGGAUCCAUCGUGGCUACGGAGUUCUGCAAUGUGAUUCUGCGCAAGAUGCGCGACACCAACCACGAGGACGAGCUGCGCGAAGCUUUCCGAAUUUUCGACAAGGAUAACAAUGGCUACAUCACCACCACCGAGCUAAAAAAUGUGUUCACGUCGCUGGGCGUGAAGCUUAGCGACGACGAGUUGGAAGAAAUGGUACGCGAGUACGACUCGGAUCAGGACAAUCACAUAAAUUACGAAGAGUUCGUCAACAUGAUGACAAUGCGAUAGCCUCCAUGUGAGUACUCGAAUAGAAGGCUAGCUCGAUUUCGAUCCAACAAAAAGUAGGCGUUCUGUCUGUGUUCAGUUCAAAUUCUUUAUGUUCAUUGUUAAAGGAGCUUACACUAACAAAAGCACAACAUAAAACAUUAGUCCAAUACAAAAAAAAAAAAAAAAAAAAAAAAAACUUUU
Messenger RNA from Drosophila sechellia, 745 nucleotides. It is a transcript of the gene azot, whose product is annotated as ahuizotl. Lineage: Eukaryota; Metazoa; Arthropoda; Insecta; Diptera; Drosophilidae. Gene Ontology annotation, molecular function: calcium ion binding. The record is from RefSeq and is a predicted model, not a curated record. The coding region runs from base 119 to 565 and encodes 148 amino acids. The transcript has a single exon. Gene Ontology annotation, cellular component: myosin II complex.